Messenger RNA from Sphenostylis stenocarpa, 573 nucleotides. The record is from the annotation of a GenBank genome assembly. Lineage: Eukaryota; Viridiplantae; Streptophyta; Magnoliopsida; Fabales; Fabaceae.
AUGAAGAAACAAAUCUGGAUAGGCUGGUUCACUAGCCAAAUGAGUGAACUGGUUAAGUUAUCAAUAAAGCCAUCAUUAGAAAGCAGUGGAGCGAAAACCGAUACACUUGUUGCAUGCAACAAUUUGAAACAUGAUGAUGCACUUUGUUAUGGCAAUUCUUGGGGAGGAGGUGCUGCCAUCAAAGCUUACUCUUUUUCUGAAAUAACAAAACAGAUCAUUGAUGAAGUUCAGGCACUACGACUUUUGGAGGAAGACCAGAAAAGUUCUUGGGAAACAUCUGAAGAUGGUCAAGUUUGUAGAAAGAUCUACCAAGUCGGCAAGAGAUGGGAGAAGAAGGAUCGGACAGAUAUUGAAGACCUAUGUAAACCUGAGACAACAAUCCCUUGGAAUAAAAGGCCUAUCUUCAUGCGGAGGUCCAAGAGUCUUGCCAAGGAGGCUCAGGAGAUGAGCAAUGAAAACGAUGCCAAAGAGGUCCAUCAUUUAAACUCCAUCAUCACCUAUUUGUUGAAUCAGUAUUUUAGUGAAAUCUUGAUUAAUGAUGCUGAAAUGUUGAAGCUGUUAUUGUUAUUAUGA